AUUUUUUUCUUUUUUAGGUUUUUACAAAUCAUUUUGAAAUUCACUCUUCGCCUUCCCCAAAAUUUCAAAACCCGCCUCUUCACUUUUCGCCUUCCUCUACUUAUUUAGCCUAAAUCUCUCAUAAAUCUGGAAAACAACAUUUUCUCUCUAAAUCUCUCUCUCACUCGUUUCAACAAUGGCGAUUGAAACUCAGCUUCCUUGCGACGGUGACGGUGUGUGUAUGCGGUGUCAGGUGAAUCCUCCGUCAGAAGAGACUCUCACUUGUGGCACGUGCGUCACUCCAUGGCACGUGCCGUGUCUCCUCCCCGAAUCACUCGCUUCUUCCACUGGAGAGUGGGAGUGUCCCGAUUGCUCCGGCGUUGUCGUUCCCUCCGCCGCUCCGGGUACCGGAAACGCUCGACCUGAAUCUUCCGGUUCAGUUCUCGUUGCUGCGAUCCGUGCGAUUCAGGCUGAUGAGACUUUAACCGAAGCUGAGAAAGCCAAAAAAAGGCAGAAACUGAUGAGUGGGGGUGGUGACGAUGGUGUCGAUGAAGAAGAGAAGAAGAAGUUAGAAAUCUUUUGUUCUAUUUGCAUUCAAUUGCCAGAAAGACCUAUCACGACACCGUGUGGGCACAAUUUCUGUUUGAAAUGUUUCGAGAAAUGGGCAGUAGGUCAAGGGAAGCUAACUUGUAUGAUAUGCCGAAGCAAAAUUCCGAGACAUGUGGCAAAAAAUCCUCGCAUCAACUUAGCUCUAGUUUCUGCUAUUCGUUUAGCAAAUGUUACCAAAUGUUCUGUUGAGGCAACUGCAGCCAAGGUUCAUCAUAUUAUCCGCAACCAAGACCGUCCUGAGAAAGCAUUUACUACCGAGCGGGCAGUAAAAACUGGGAAAGCUAAUGCUGCUAGCGGUAAGUUUUUUGUGACAAUACCUCGUGAUCAUUUUGGUCCCAUACCAGCUGAGAAUGAUGUCACUAGAAAGCAAGGUGUUUUGGUUGGAGAAUCUUGGGAGGACAGGCAAGAGUGUAGGCAGUGGGGAGCUCAUUUCCCGCAUAUUGCUGGCAUUGCCGGGCAAUCAGCGGUUGGAGCUCAGUCUGUGGCCCUCUCUGGAGGUUAUGACGAUGAUGAGGAUCAUGGUGAAUGGUUUCUCUACACAGGAAGUGGUGGAAGGGAUCUCAGUGGAAACAAAAGAAUUAACAAGAAACAGUCGUCUGACCAGGCGUUUAAAAACAUGAAUGAAUCUCUAAGACUUAGUUGCAAAAUGGGCUAUCCUGUCCGAGUUGUCAGGUCUUGGAAGGAGAAGCGUUCUGCAUAUGCCCCUGCUGAAGGUGUGAGAUAUGAUGGGGUCUAUCGAAUUGAGAAGUGCUGGAGUAAUGUUGGAGUACAGGGUUCUUUUAAGGUCUGUCGUUACCUGUUUGUUAGAUGUGACAAUGAGCCAGCUCCAUGGACCAGUGAUGAGCAUGGCGAUCGUCCAAGACCGUUGCCUAAUGUUCCGGAGCUUGAGACUGCUGCUGACCUGUUUGUGAGAAAGGAGAGUCCAUCAUGGGAUUUCGAUGAAGCUGAGGGUCGUUGGAAAUGGAUGAAGUCUCCUCCUGUUAGCAGAAUGGCUUUGGAUCCUGAGGAGAGGAAGAAGAAUAAGAGAGCAAAAAAUACUAUGAAGGCCAGACUUCUGAAAGAAUUUAGUUGCCAAAUCUGUCGGGAAGUGCUGAGUCUUCCAGUGACGACGCCUUGUGCACACAACUUCUGCAAAGCAUGCUUAGAAGCGAAGUUUGCUGGGAUAACUCAACUGAGAGAGAGAAGCAAUGGCGGACGUAAACUACGUGCAAAGAAGAACAUCAUGACCUGCCCUUGCUGCACGACGGAUCUCUCCGAGUUUCUCCAAAACCCGCAGGUGAACAGAGAGAUGAUGGAGAUAAUAGAGAAUUUUAAGAAGAGUGAGGAAGAGGCUGAUGCAUCCAUUUCUGAAGAAGAAGAAGAAGAAUCCGAACCUCCAACUAAGAAGAUUAAGAUGGAUAACAACUCUGUUGGUGGUAGUGGUACAAGUCUCUCAGCUUAAGGAGCUCUUUAGUUUUUCGAAACAAACUUCCUUUCUUUUUUUGGUAAUAUUCCGCAAACGUCUGUGAAGUUUGCAUUGCGACUUAUCAUUUUUAUUUUAAAACUUAUCAGAAAUUGUUCGAAUCUUUUUUUUCCGUUACAUAUAAAUUCAACAUUAGUAUAUUACUUUAAAUUUUCGUGGUCAGUGAGUUACCACAACAAAUUCUCUAUAAACUAAUAUAUCGAUAAAUU
This is a messenger RNA of Arabidopsis thaliana (thale cress), 2259 nucleotides long. RefSeq names its product Zinc finger (C3HC4-type RING finger) family protein (gene VIM3). Gene Ontology annotation, molecular function: ubiquitin protein ligase activity; ubiquitin-protein transferase activity. The record is from RefSeq and is marked reviewed. Bases 176 to 2029 code for a protein of 617 amino acids. The transcript is spliced from 9 exons. Gene Ontology annotation, cellular component: nucleus. Gene Ontology annotation, biological process: protein ubiquitination; negative regulation of gene expression via chromosomal CpG island methylation. Lineage: Eukaryota; Viridiplantae; Streptophyta; Magnoliopsida; Brassicales; Brassicaceae.